CUAUAUAUAAAGGUACCUACGUAUAAAAUGAUGUUCAGUCCGAAGCAGUUAUUGCUAAACGCGGUCGUUCGUCUCACUCAAAAAGUAAAACCCAGGCAUCCGGUAUGGCUCCAGUCUACAAAUUAACUUACUUCCCGGUCAAGGCUUUGGCCGAGCCGACUAGAUUCUUGCUGAAGUACGGUGGAUUGGAAUUCGAAGAUGAGCGUUUCGAGCGCGAGCAAUGGCCACAAAUCAAACCAACUAUGCCUUUCGGUCAAGUCCCAGUGCUGAGCGCCAAGGGAAAGCAGUACCACCAAAGCAUCGCCAUGGCCCGUUUCUUCGCCAAGCAAGUGAAACUUGUUGGUAGCGACGAGUGGGAGGAUCUGGAAAUCGACUCGAUGGUCGACACUGUCAACGAUUUGAGACAGAAAAUCGCUGUUUACUCCUACGAGCAAGAUGCCGCCAUCAAGGAGAGCCGCAAAGGUCCGCUGAUGAACGAAACCCUUCCAUACUACUUGGAGCGUUUGGACAAGAUCGCCAAGGAAAACAACGGUCAUUUAGCUUGCGGAAAAUUGACUUGGGCUGACUUUUACUUCGUGGCCCUUUUGGAUUAUCUCAACUACAUGACCGAGUCCGAUUUGACAGCCAAAUACGAGAACUUGGAAGCCGUCAAGAACAACGUGCUUUCCAUCCCGGCCAUCAAGGAGUGGGUCGAGACUCGCCCCAAGUCCGAUCUGUAAUUUUCUGCUUUCCAACUACGAAACGUCUACUUUUAAUAUUAUUUUUUUAUAUGUAUUUCGUUCUGCUAUUCAUUUUAAUGAUGUCUAUUUACAUUUAGAAAAUGUAUCGUCUGCGCUAUAAUAAACUAUAUUAGUAA
Messenger RNA from Nicrophorus vespilloides, 856 nucleotides. RefSeq names its product glutathione S-transferase (gene GstS1). NCBI's taxonomy places the organism in Eukaryota, Metazoa, Arthropoda, Insecta, Coleoptera, Silphidae. The coding region runs from base 105 to 719 and encodes 204 amino acids. The record is from RefSeq and is a predicted model, not a curated record. The transcript is spliced from 5 exons. Gene Ontology annotation, molecular function: glutathione transferase activity. Gene Ontology annotation, biological process: glutathione metabolic process.